AUGCUUCGCCGCCUGAGCCUGUCCCGUCUUGUCGAUGGCGAAUCGACCCCGUUCCCCAUCGAGAUUGAGUCAACCAAGACAAUUGGUGACCUCAAAGACUCGGUCAAAGCUGCUCUUUCUCCUCAGUUUGACGAUGUUACUGCAAAGGACCUCACCAUCUGGUCUGUUUCGAUUCCUGUCUCCGAUGACGACGACGACGACGACGACGAGAUCCCCAUGGUGCUUGACAACGUCAACAGCAAGGACAAGAAGAAACUCAGAGCGAUGCGUGGCCUGUUGGAGGUCUUUCCAGACAAGCCGCCCAAAAACACCAUUCAUGUCAUCGUUCAGCGCCCUCCUCAAGGCGAUUUGCAUGCUGACAUCAAUAGGAUCACAGACAAAUUCUUUGCACCUGGACUGAAGAACGGGAUAUGCCAAGAGAGCAAGGACCGCGCAGAAGAGCACCCCAAACGCCGAGAGUAUAUCCACUAUAGUAUUGGACACCGCGCCGUCACCUACAAAGACUACGGAGCCAUUCAGGAAUACAACCGCAACCGCAACAGCAACAGCAACAACAGCAACAUCCAAAGCAACAUCCAAAGCAACAUCCACUACAGCAGCAACAACGACUAG
Molecule: messenger RNA, 612 nt
Organism: Linnemannia hyalina
Lineage: Eukaryota; Fungi; Mortierellomycota; Mortierellomycetes; Mortierellales; Mortierellaceae
Source: the annotation of a GenBank genome assembly